AUGCAAAUCGAGAUGCACACAAACCAGGUUACGAGCUUACCAUGGUUGACGACGGGAGAUGUACUCAGGAUUCACCGGGCUAAGGUCAUGCGUUAUGGCUCGGUGAGGAACACUACUAGGCUCGCCCAUAAUGGGAAAGAGAUGACCAGUGUGACUGUGGUACCGAUUACGGAACAUAACACGCAGCGAGAUUAUCAGCCGGGGAUUGUGUAUAAUGUUAGGAAGUAUCCCGUUGGGCCCAAUACGGGCGAAAUAUUCGAGGAAACUAAGAAGUUGCAUGUCUUCGCUGCAGAGGCUUUAAAGAGGCAGUCGUUGAAGGCGCCCGAGGACAGCUCUACCAUAAUUGGACGUGUUUCUAAUAUCGAAAAGGCUAGCGAUCGAUUUCAUGUCAGUACUGUUACGGAUGAUAAUGAUGAUCCUCAGUUGAGGGAAGUUACUAUUCUGGUGCGAAGUCCGGCGCAAGCGAUGGGGAAGGCUUUUCUAUUUCACCAUUUACGCUCUGGUGAUUGGGUGAUGAUUGAGGAGAUGGAGAUGUACAACGAGAAAUGGAACUCGUAUGUUGCACCGAUCGGUCGAAUCACUCGAAUACCGGAGUGGAGCUUUGACGUACAAAACACGGUUGCUCUCAUGAAAAAAGCGGAGGCUGAUAACCUGGCCGAACAGCUUGAGGAACUUGUGGAACCGGCUGCAGAGAGCAGUGUUGAAAACGAGCAGCCGCGACAGAGUUUUAAUGAUGAUGACUAUGCCUGGACGCAAGAGCUAGAGAGGCUGCCCGUGGGGAGAUCAGAGAUGGACAAAGCCAUUGAGCAGGGCGGCGUCACAGGUCCUCUGCUGACACAGUCGAGAGAUGGUACGGUUGAGGUUGAUGACGUAUUCGACUUCGUGGAGGAAUGA
Messenger RNA from Perkinsus marinus ATCC 50983, 894 nucleotides. RefSeq lists its product as hypothetical. Lineage: Eukaryota; Perkinsozoa; Perkinsida; Perkinsidae. The record is from RefSeq and is a predicted model, not a curated record. The coding region runs from base 1 to 894 and encodes 297 amino acids. The transcript is spliced from 8 exons.